AUGUCGACAUCUGAUCAUCCAGAGUCAGAUGGUCAGACGGAACGUGCCAAUCGUGUCCUUGAAGAGAUACUUCGAGGAUACGUACACUCCUUUAAGAGUUGGAGUGAGUUCUUGCCAAUGGUAGAGUUUGCCAUUAACAACUCGGUGCAUGCGUCCACGACACAUACACCGUUUUACGUGAAUGGCUUGCGCCAUCCGCGUGUACCCACCUUACUAGAGUGUAACUCUGUUUUAAGGGGGGGAGGGACUCGCGCGAGCAAAAACCGAAUUGGUUCACGCUCAUCACGCUCUGACGAAGAAAUCAUUGCGUUUGAUGCCGAUAUCGAUAACAUCGAUAUCGAAGAAAACGAUGCCAGUGAGAGUGCUGAAGCCCUCACGGAAGAAGAUGAUCCCAGUGAGAGUGCGGUAGCCCUCACUGAAGAAAAGAUUGAUGUUGCUGCAGUGCGCUCACAGCACACUGAAGCUAACGAGUCAUCAGAUGAGUUCAUACUGGCUCGUGAAACGGUAGUCCGUUUUGUGCAAGACUCCAUUGCCGAAGCGGUGGAUAAGCAAAAGCAAACCGUAGACAAGAAUGGAAGGGCAAACACUCUUUUAUUUAAUAAAGGUGACUUAGUACUACUGUCUACGGUUAACCUACCAAAGCAUGUAGUGACUAACUUGGGUAGCAGUAAACUACUACCCAAGUACAUCGGCCCAUUUCGUGUAUUGCACCGCCUAGGCAAUGCAUACACGAUCGAGUUACCACGUAAGAUGCGAACGCAUCCCACGUUUUACGUUGGUCGGCUUAAGCCGUACCAUCAGUACGCUGCUUCUUCCGAUGAAGAACGCCCUUGCGCUCAAGCAUCUCGCAGAGAGCCUUGUGCUCCCGAUGGUGGGCAUCGACAAGGUUCUGAAGAGCAGUUAUCUCAGCCCGAGACCGAUCAACAAUCCCACGAGCUACCCUUAGCUCGUCACGAAGAGAUGUCAGAGAUCUCUCGUUCUCAAGCUGAGCUAAGGCAAACUCAGCUCGAUGUUACGAGGCAGUGGCCGCCAUUUGGAGACGCCUAUUCCGCUCAUGCUCGAGAUCGUCGCGUAACCCUUGCGUUACGCGAUCAAAGAAGCUCUCGGGAACACACCGAUCCACAUGAUCGUGUGGAGAGCGUCUUUCCUCCUCCUCCACCUCCAUUAGAGGACUCUCGCGGUGGCCAGCGCUAUCUAGUUGAGCGGCUGUUGAACCACCGCGACGUGAACGGACUUCGGACGAGUUAUCUCAUCCGGUGGCGCGGCUAUCCCCCGUCCUGGGAUUCUUGGGAGCCCCGCUCCCAACUGAUGAUCGACGUACUGGGUCUGGUUGAGCAGUACGACGCGGCACAUCCUGUGCCGCAGAAGGACCGCCGGAGAAAGUCUUCCCGGCACGGUCGUAAAGGGAUUUCAGAUUGUCAAUCCCUUCGUACAUCUCAGUAG
Peronospora matthiolae is the source of this 1443-nucleotide messenger RNA. Lineage: Eukaryota; Oomycota; Peronosporomycetes; Peronosporales; Peronosporaceae. The record is from the annotation of a GenBank genome assembly.